CUCCGUUCUGCGAAACAAUGGCAAUUGCAGUAGCUGGAGGCACCGGUGGUGUCGGCAAGACCAUCGUCAGCAAGUUAAGUGGGAAAGUCAUCAUUUUAACUCGUAGCAAACCAGAGCCUCCAUCGGACACCAACAGUCCCGAGGACAGAAAAAAGGUGCAAGUGGAAUAUAAUGACAUCUCGUCAUUGAGCAAAACCCUGGAAGAUCAUGACGUGCACACUGUCAUCUCCGCCAUUUCCAUAUAUGACGGUGAAACCAGCCAGUCGCAGCUGAAUCUAAUCCAAGCUGCCGACAAAUCCAACGUCACGACGCGAUUUAUCCCGAGCGAGUACUCUUUCAUUCAGACCCAUGACCUCCUCCCCAUCGACCCGAGCAUCCAACAUUUCAUAGACGCCGUCCAACUGCUACAGAAGACUAAUCUGCAGUACACUCGGGUAAUCCCCGGCUUCUUCAUGGACUACUGGGGAAUGAAUCCCGAGAAAGUCAUCCAGACCAAUCUUCAGCCCUCAGCCUUCGGCACAGACAUCGCCAAUUGCGAGGCUGCUAUCCCCGGCGACGGGAACGAUAGGAUCUGCAUGACUUACAGUGAAGACAUGGCAACUUUCGUAGCACGACUUCUUGACGUGAAGGACUGGCCUGAAUUCAGCGUCGUCGUCGGUGAUGAGUACACGUAUAAUGAAAUUAUUCAAUUAGGACAGGAGCUCCAAGGAAAGCAUUUCAAGGUGGUGUAUGACAGCCACGAGAGGGUCAAGGAAGGGAAAGUCACCGUUCCCAAGAUGCCGCCAGGAUGUCCGUACUCGGAAGACGAAGUCUACGAGAUGACCGUGUUGGUCAGCCGUCUGACGAUCGCUGGGGUGUUUGAUCUACCCAAGAUCGGCCGGUUGAAUGAUCGAUUCCCGGAUAUUUCCACGAAGAAACUGAGAGACUUCAUGCGCGACGCCUGGAAGGAAUAAGAAUGCAGGUGUAUGAAUCAUAUCACCGAACCCAAUUUACAGAAGGCUACUUUCAAGGCCAUGUAUCACGAAUUUCCUUCAUAUCCCGAUGGCUUGAGGUUCUGAUCAUAUGCAGUUCUUAUAUACAAAAU
Aspergillus steynii IBT 23096 is the source of this 1084-nucleotide messenger RNA. RefSeq lists its product as uncharacterized. The transcript is spliced from 4 exons. NCBI's taxonomy places the organism in Eukaryota, Fungi, Ascomycota, Eurotiomycetes, Eurotiales, Aspergillaceae. Bases 18 to 953 code for a protein of 311 amino acids. The record is from RefSeq and is a predicted model, not a curated record.